GUUUCCUUGUACUGUGAAGACAUGAGAGAAGCCUCUAGUCGAUUUCUUGUCUUCUAAAACAGUCUGUUUUGAGUUUUUCUACUAUGUUACGUUGUUUUGUAUACCUGUGUUUUGGUGUUUUGAUUUUGACUGUCUUCCUACAGUUUGGUGUCGCUGGAAUCUCCAUCAAACAAUGCAAGAAUUUUUUAAAGAAAGAAUGUAAAAAAUCUUUAAAGAAAGGACCCGUAUGUGGCACUGAUAGAGUGACGUAUUCGGACGAAUGUGAGUUGAUUACAACGUCAUGCACAAUAGCAUUUGGCCACAUAGAGAAAAAUCACAAAGGAAAAUGCUUGGCAACUUCACCUGCACCGACUAUAGCACCUGUGGCAACACCUGAGACAUUACCUGCGACAACACCUGUGACAUCACCAGCGAUACAACCUGCGACAACACUUCCCGGUCACGUAUGUGACACAAAUCCCUGUAAGAAUAAGGGACUGUGCCUGCCGAAUGACUGGGACGUUUGGGAGUGCAUUUGUCACAAUGGAUUUGCUGGCGCGAGGUGUGAAAUUGGAAAACCAGCACCGCCGAUUUCUGUGACAGCGAAAACCGUUCCGGCCGAUAGUAGGACGGUUCUUGUAGAAUGGGUUCAAGCAACAUCAAAAAGAUCCAGCCAACCUGACGGCUAUAUUCUUGAACAGAAGAUGAAUAGUAAAGCUUAUCGACGAGUUACGUCUGCCAUAUAUGGAGAUGUACGACGAUAUGAGGUGAAUGCAUUACAACCAGGAUCAGUGUAUCGAUUCCGAUUGAUCGCGGUCAAUAAAGCUGGUAACAGCAGAGCUAGUGUCAGCAGUAAUAACGUCACCCUUCCUGAAAUGCCACCUUUAAGCCCAGCAAGAGAGGUGUCUGUUCGAGCCAAGUCUGCCACCAAAUUACGAGUUCGCUGGAAGAAACCAUACAGAGAAGAUUUAAAUGGAGUUCUUCUUGGCUUCCAAGUAAUAUACAGAGUAGCAGAUGAUAUAAAAUAUGAAGAAGUAAUGGAUCCGGAAGUUACUCAUUUGGAUUUGAUGGGUCUUAAACCAAAUACACGUUACAUGGUGUUCGUGGUUGCCUUUAACGCCGCUGGUCGAAGUCCUGUUGGCGAGGGCAUGACAGCAAAAACAUUCAAAAAACACCUUAAACCCCGGCCGACAACCCAACAACUGACAACCAAACAGCCGACAAAGUCACCAACCCAACAGCCGACAACUUCACCUGUCAUAGGGUGUCGGUCAACUCCGUGUCAAAAUGGCGGUACGUGUAUAAGUAUUCCAUCCGUGUUAAUCCCUGGUCUAUCUACGUGUGUGUGCAAGUCUGGUUUUAUGGGGAAGCAAUGUCGCCAAAGUGAUACACCAGCGUGCUACAGUACCCCAUGUUUGAAUGAUGGCGUGUGUGUUUCUGAUGGAGAAGGUGGAUAUACAUGUAAAUGCGCCGAAGGCUUCUCAGGAAUAAACUGCGGUGUUUCUAUGCCAUGCAAAAGUUCACCUUGUCUUAACAACGGUACUUGCACCCCUGACAACAACGGAGGUUUCACUUGUCGCUGUACCGACUACUUUACUGGAACACUCUGUGAUGAAAGAGUUAUUGGACCUUGUGAAAAUAGGAAUCCCUGCUUGAACGGUGGCACAUGCGAAGAAGUGAAUGCCAAACUUUAUAGAUGUACUUGUUCACCAAAUUUCAAUGGCUUCCACUGCCAAUUUUCUGAAGAAUAUCAACCAUCAUUCUCGUCUUCUGACGACAAUGAUGUUGAGAUAUGUCUAUUGGAGUGCGGUGAACAUGGCAUUUGCCGAGGGGGUCCAUUUAACCGAGAGAUGUUUUGUGAAUGUGAUGAAGGUUAUACCGGCAUUCUCUGCGAAUUUGAGACAGGUCCUGGAGAAAGCUCUUCGUCAUCGAUCGUUACAUUAGCAUGUCUGUCUUCUCCUUGUGUGUUUGGGACGUGCUUAGACGAAGAGAACGGAUCCUUCAAGUGUCUGUGUGCAACUGGUUACACUGGUAUCCUAUGUAACGUGGAAAUUAUAACCGAGUCGUCAUCAUCAGCAUCGGAGCCUGAUUUAGGCCCUUGUGUAGUAAACCCUUGUCAGAACGGAGGCGACUGCCUUGUCGAAACCCAGGGUGACGAAUCUGUUAGCUCAGCUGAGACAUAUCGAUGUGUAUGCCAAAAAGGAUUCAUAGGCGAUACAUGCGAUUACACAGAAACAGGUCCUGAAGAAAGCUCUUCGUCAUCGAUCGUUACAUUAGCAUGUCUAUCUUCUCCGUGUGUGUUUGGGACGUGCUUAGACGAAGAGAACGGAUCCUUCAAGUGUCUGUGUACAACUGGUUACACUGGUAUCCUAUGUAACAUGGAAAUUAAUUCAGAACCAUGCACACCAAACCCCUGUUUGAAUGGAGGAACAUGUAUUGAUUGGAAAGGCGACGAACCAUCUUUCAGCAGCGAUGGAUCUUCAGAUUUUUUAUCGUAUCAUUGCAGCUGCCCUCUUGGAUUCAAGGGAGAAAAUUGUGAAAUUGAGACAACAGGUCGAUCGUGUUCAGUGUCUCCAGAUUUUUCGUCAUCAAGCUCCGCUAACGAUCCUUGCACCAAAGACCCUUGCCUCAAUGGAGGAUUAUGUUCGACCUUACUGACGACUACAUCUGAUGACAGCAGCUCCUUUGAUGAAGAGAGUUUCAGCUUCGAAGAGGAUUACAUAUGUAAUUGUCCAUCGGGCUUUGCUGGUAUUAACUGUGAAACGAUACAAACCACCAUCUCGACAACCUCGCAACCGAUACCUGUAACGUCUGCUACAGAACCUCUUGCAGAAUUUAAUCCCAAUAUAUAUGGUAUAAAGGGAUCUUUUAGUCGUCAAGAGGAUGGUUUUCUUGUCAUCAAUGGUUUUAGCUAUUACUUUAUUCUAAAAGGUAUUAUAGAUGUAUAUUUUGUGGCGGGUAAUGAAAACAUACCAACUGCAGAUGGAGAUAUUUUAGCAUACUAUUCUAAAGGGGAAUUUGUAAAUAAUAGUCUCGACCGAACGUUCAAUAAUGAGAUGGUGAUUGUUAAAGAGCCAAACUAUGAGGUCACUUGGAUUGCAGUAGCCUCGCCAUCAGCUGAUAUUAUUCUCAGCGUUGCCUUCUUUCCAGUUGAUGUUGAAACGUUCAAUUCAGAGGGUGGAAGUGUUCUUGAUGAAGCUUGUGAUAAACUGUGCCAAAAUGGUGGAGUUUGUUCGAUUGGAGUUGAAGAGGCAAUGUGCAUUUGCUUACCGGGAUAUGAUGGUGUAAACUGUGAGAUAGACCUGAACCCAUGCAACCCAUCCCCCUGUAAGAAUGGAGGGGUGUGUGUUGUACUCAGUGAACCAGAACCAUCUUCAAAGAAAUUCAAAUGUGUUUGUGAAAGAGGAUUUAUUGGAGAGCGCUGUGAAGAGUAACACAAGACACUUGGCAUACCUGCCAGGCCGACAUCACUUUGGUAAACUAAAGAUAUGCUACCGUACUUCAUGUCCAUGCAGUCUUCAAAAGUAUCAUCAAGUUGUACCAACGUACUAGUUUGUGUGCAAUGUUUUUUUUUUUUCAAGUCAACUGCUCAUAAUGAUAUAGUGAAACAACAAAGCUCAGCCACACGGCAGUGUCGAUCCAACAUAAUAAUAUCACUUGUGUAUUAUUCCAAAUUUAUAACGUCUGUGGUAAAAUACAGUAUAGAGAGAAAAAUCGAGAAUUGCUCAUAUAGAAGAAUAAAAUAACAGAUCAAAGCAAUUUACUGAUCUAGGCCUACCCACUUUUUACUAACUAAACACAUUUUUAACUGUGUUAUUUAUGUAUCUGUUAAUUUUAGAGCAAAUAUUUUCUCAUUCUAAUUUUCAAUUAAAAAUUCAUUUUCAAUUAAAAACUAAUAACCUAAGUAUUAAACAAUAGUGCAGUAAAUAUAUAAAGUACCGUAUUCUAUGCAAAUGUUGAAACAUAUUUUUUUGAGACGUCCUGAUAUAAUUUGGAUAAAUAUACGUUGUAUGAUACACUACUUCGUUUAUUUGUGGAUGUACUGUAUUACGGCUACAAAAAAAAAGAAAGAAAAAAAAGA
This is a messenger RNA of Anneissia japonica, 4060 nucleotides long. RefSeq names its product fibropellin-1-like. Gene Ontology annotation, molecular function: protein binding; calcium ion binding. The record is from RefSeq and is a predicted model, not a curated record. Bases 84 to 3413 code for a protein of 1109 amino acids. Gene Ontology annotation, biological process: establishment or maintenance of epithelial cell apical/basal polarity; heterophilic cell-cell adhesion. Gene Ontology annotation, cellular component: protein-containing complex; plasma membrane. The transcript has 24 exons. NCBI's taxonomy places the organism in Eukaryota, Metazoa, Echinodermata, Crinoidea, Comatulida, Comatulidae.